GCAGAUGCAGAGGCAGCUGGAAAGGUGGCACUGCACUUGGGUCGCUGGAGCUGCCACUGUUCCUAGGAGACCGAGGAGCGGCAAGCCUGCGGGGGAGGGGGAGCAAGUGGGUUGCUGCUUUUAGCAGCUGAAAGGCUGCAGGGAGCUCUGGGUAAGACAUUUUCUGCUGCCGCUGCUUCUGCGGUAGAAGCUGCUGCUAGUAAGUCAGAGGAAGGAGGAUCGAGAGGGAGGAGGCUUCAGCUGCAGCCAUGCUGAAUCACUGUUGCUGAUCAGAUCUCCCGCUAGUCUGCUGGGAAAACCGUGAGCAGAGCUAGGAUCCCCGGGUGCAUGCACAGUUCAGCGGCUACCACCCCUGCUGGGCCUCACACAAUGGAGGGUGAAAGCAUCAAGCUGAGCUCCCAGCCCUUGACACAGGCUGGGGAUGAUGAGAAGAACCAGAGGAUGAUCACCGUCAACCCUGCCCACAUGGGGAAGGCGUUCAAGGUUAUGAACGAACUGCGGAGUAAACAGCUGUUGUGUGACGUGAUGAUUGUGGCAGAAGAUGUCGAGAUAGAAGCCCACCGUGUGGUCCUGGCAGCCUGCAGCCCCUACUUCUGUGCGAUGUUCACAGGUGACAUGUCUGAGAGUAAAGCCAAGAAGAUCGAAAUCAAGGAUGUGGACGGGCAGACACUGAGCAAGCUGAUCGACUAUAUCUACACGGCCGAGAUUGAGGUGACUGAAGAGAACGUCCAGGUGCUGCUCCCGGCAGCCAGCUUGCUGCAGCUCAUGGAUGUUCGGCAGAACUGCUGUGAUUUCCUGCAGUCUCAGCUGCAUCCCACCAACUGCCUGGGCAUCCGCGCCUUUGCAGACGUGCACACCUGCACUGACCUUCUGCAGCAGGCCAAUGCCUACGCAGAGCAGCACUUUCCAGAGGUGAUGCUGGGGGAAGAAUUUCUUAGCCUAAGUCUGGACCAGGUGUGCAGCUUGAUAUCCAGUGAUAAGCUGACUGUUUCUUCGGAAGAGAAGGUGUUUGAAGCUGUGAUUUCAUGGAUCAAUUACGAGAAAGAAACCCGUUUAGAGCACAUGGCAAAGCUGAUGGAACAUGUACGACUCCCUCUCUUACCGAGGGAUUACCUAGUUCAGACGGUUGAAGAAGAAGCUUUGAUAAAGAAUAACAACACCUGUAAGGACUUCCUCAUCGAGGCCAUGAAAUACCAUUUGCUCCCUCUGGAUCAGAGGCUCUUGAUUAAGAACCCAAGGACCAAGCCCAGGACUCCGGUCAGCCUUCCCAAGGUCAUGAUUGUGGUUGGCGGCCAGGCGCCCAAGGCCAUCCGCAGCGUGGAGUGCUACGACUUCGAGGAGGACCGGUGGGACCAGAUCGCCGAGCUUCCGUCCAGGAGGUGCCGAGCAGGUGUGGUGUUCAUGGCUGGCCACGUGUACGCCGUGGGCGGGUUCAACGGCUCGCUGCGCGUGCGCACGGUGGACGUGUACGACGGCGGGAAGGACCAGUGGACGUCCAUCGCCAGCAUGCAGGAGCGCCGCAGCACGCUCGGCGCCGCCGUGCUCAACGACUUGCUCUACGCCGUGGGAGGAUUCGACGGCAGUACUGGCCUAGCGUCGGUGGAAGCCUACAGCUACAAGACCAACGAGUGGUUCUUUGUGGCCCCCAUGAACACGCGGCGGAGCAGUGUGGGUGUGGGCGUUGUGGAGGGGAAGCUGUACGCCGUUGGGGGUUACGAUGGGGCUUCCCGCCAGUGCCUGAGCACCGUGGAGCAGUACAACCCGGCGACCAACGAGUGGACGUACGUGGCAGACAUGAGCACUCGCCGCAGCGGCGCAGGGGUCGGAGUGCUCAGCGGACAGCUGUACGCCACAGGGGGGCACGAUGGGCCCUUGGUGAGGAAGAGUGUGGAGGUUUACGAUCCUGGAACAAACACCUGGAAGCAGGUGGCGGACAUGAACAUGUGCCGGCGCAAUGCAGGGGUGUGUGCGGUGAAUGGGCUGCUGUAUGUGGUUGGUGGGGACGACGGAUCCUGCAACUUGGCCUCCGUGGAGUACUACAACCCCGUCACCGACAAGUGGACGCUGCUGCCCACCAACAUGAGCACAGGGCGGAGCUAUGCAGGUGUUGCUGUGAUUCACAAGUCCUUAUGACCCGAACUGCCACUGCCAGGAGGUGGAGGAAGGAGCAGGUACUGCCUGCGACUCAGACAGCAGGAGCUCGGCAGCUGGGUCCACUUGCCGGCGAGGUCUGUGGUGGUGUAAGAGCCACUCUCCUCCAGCUUGGCUGGCUGGUGUCGUCUGUCACAGCAUGGACAUUGGCCAUCACCGGUGACCCUCCUGCUUCCCUGAGGUGCUUUGGCCUCUGCCCUGAGCAGUGGAGUCCUGACAGCCCCAUGGAGCACCUUUGGGCUGUGUUUGGUGUUUCUACAGGGACAACAGAGAACCUGGAAUGUCUGUGUGUGUGUGCGUGGGCGUGUGUGUGUGUGUGUGUGUGUGUGUGUGUGCGCGUGUGCGCGCAUGUGCGCAGAACAUGGUGUUUCACUACCUUCAGGGGUGAAGUGUGUGACAGGCUACUGGAUUUCUUUACUACUGAUCCUUCUGCUAUGCUAAAAAUCACAUCACAAAAUGUCUCUUCUGGAUUUGUCCCAUGGGGACCUGAGACUACUAAAGCUGCUGUCUUCUGAAGGUGCAGUUGGACAGGCCGGAGUGUCCGGAAAUAACUGGUGAGAAGAGCAGUUCGUUCGACCAUGCCUGCUUGUGUGACUCGAGUGCUGUAACUUUGCGGAAGAGCUGGGCCUUCUCGAAGCCACACUGUGUCACCUGUGUGCUAGACUAGGGGGAGGACGGGUCCCCUGUGCUCCUCAGCUGGCUGCUCCCGCCUGGGCUGUCCUCUGGGAAGCAGACGAGACCUGCCCAGUCUUCAGGUCUGGGCCACUGCUUUUUGACGUCAUGGAUUCCAGGUUCGGGAGAUUUUGUGUGUCUUUAGCGGGGAAAACUAGCUCUUCAGAAAAGCCCCAGGUAACACACUGGAGAAAAAAAUACACAAGAAGGAAACAAAACCAAAGUGGCAAGGAUUAAGUCCCUGCCCAUAAUGGUCUCAGAGAGGGAUCCUACUUCUGGGUUUUCCCAAGUCAGGACAGUCCCUGUUUGUACUUAUUAUCCAGGCUUAAUUAUUCAUAGUGUCCCAUCUUAUUCUCAAAAUGGUUCUGGGUUGGAGGAUAAGUAAAAGGUCACCCUCCCCCCAGACCUAAAGAUAGGUCUGUCCCUGUGUUGGAUGGGCUGUGUGUGAUUCAGACGCUUGUGGAUGGCCUCGAAGGCAUACACCAGCUGGAACUGGCCCUCGGCACUUUGUGACGUUGGUCAAGUCUGUCUGAUGUCCUCGUCUUCCUUGUGCUUUCCCCCAGGAUCCUCCACCCCCACUUGCCCCUCCUUGCUGGGGUAGGAGAUGGCAGGGGGCCCAGAUUUGAGAUCUCUCCCAAGGGGUACUUGUAUUUUAAAAGAGGAGCUUAAUGAGAACUUUCCUAAUUCACAGGUAAAAAUUAUUAAUGCUAGAACUGCAAACAUCUAGAGGGGUGGGUAUUUGAGGGUGCAUGGAGUCAUUUGCAUUAAAAAGAAAUCUUAAAGCUGUAUUGUUCCUAAACUAGCAAAUUGCUUUUGCUGGAAUUUCCAGCAUAGGAGAGGAAGUCUCGUGUCUAGAGAAGAGUCUCAUAACUGGGGGGCUGGGGUUUAACCCUCCCUGGUGUCACGGCCUACCCACAGGAAGCCAAAGGGCUUCAUAAACCCCGAUGUUGGACUCUGACACAUCGGGGCUACUUCCAAGCAGAUACUGCGGGAGGUCAGCACCCCCAACCCUGCAGUUAGACGCCCAGGAGUCUCCCCAGCUCGUUGGCCACUUUGUGUAUUUACUGUGUAUUUAUUGUGUUCUAAAUGUGCAACUUCCCUGAAGACAAAACUUCUCUUUCCAAUGCUAAGCAGAUGUUACUUUAACAAGACAUUUGGAGAGCAAGAAGACACCUAAGAUUUUUGGAAGCCUUGGGAAAGGGUGAAAUGUCCAGCUUGGUGGGCGUGGCAGAACUGUCUCCGGAGGACUGCAGGCGUGCUUUAGUCGGAUGCUCUACGCUCACCUGGCAGUGGGGAUGACUGUGGUUUCAGAGCCGUGCCUUGCUCUGGGCUGGAAGUUGAUGGAACCAGCUUUUUGUUCCAAAUGUCGUUUCUUCCUCUCUGAUGGAGUUUUGAGGCUCGUUUGGGUGCGCCUGUGGUCAGGAUGAGAGUGGGCUUGGGACCUGCCAUACGCUGCUCACAGAGCUGUCAGUGUCAGAUAAGGUGGAGUCCCCAUGCCCUGCCCACCGCCGAGAAGCCGGACUUCCAUGCUGGUGUAGGGGAGACUAUUUUUUGUGUGUCACCAUCCCAGAAAGGGUCCCUCUCCUGAAAGCUAGCCAUCCGUGCUUCCUGCUUUUGGGUUUUUGCUGUUGGUUCCACUUGGCGUCUCCCUUCCCAGGAAGCGCUGCCUCUGCCGGUCGUGCUGCCGGGGCCACGCUCAUCUCAUCCUCACGCGUCCUUCCUCACGGGCACUGGGACACGGGCGCGUCGUCACCAAAGCCAAUCCGCUCUAGCUGCCCACAGAUGCCAUCCCAAACCCGUCUCUUCACCAGGUACGGUUCUUUCUCCUCGUUGACACAACAGACUUAUUUUCAAGUUUGUGCUGGUCACACGGGAGGUGACACCCCCUCCCGCCCCACAGGGCGGCCACUGCUGCUUGCAAUGCAUCUGUGCCCGCGAUUGCGGUGGUGACACGGAAUUGAGCCCCAAGGUUAGAAGCAGCUUAAAUGCCACUUGGAUACUGAUUUGUGCAACACAGAAGUCAGAUUCUGAAUUCCAAAGUUAAUUCUCAGAAGUACCCAAUGGCAUCUCUCAAUCUGAAAAGUUGCAGUAUUAUGCAAAUGAAAGUGACCUCAUUUUCUGCUAUGCAAUAAGAAUACUUAAUUCUAUUUCAUGACAAGCCAGUUGCAAUGUCCCCGAAGAUGCUUUUUGAGCUGUCUUACUUUGAUAUCUGUUGUGUAAUGUUUGUAUAUUUCUGAGCCAGAUCCUUUCAAAGAUUGCCUUUUUAUAAAAUUGAAGCUAUAGCUUUUAGGCUAAAAUUUUAAUGUAGAUAUUUUUAUAAGAUAAUUUUUCAAGAUAUUUGAAUUGCUUUUUAUUGUCCACAAUGAUGAAAUGUUAUGUUCUAUAUGUCAUUCACUCUCAAACAUAGUUCAUGCCUGUAGCUAUCUUCCCUUUGUUUCUCACCCUCCAAAAGUGGAUUUUUCAGUAGCUCCAGGUAGAUGAGUUGUCUUUUUUAUACCCUAUUCAAGGAAGACUGCUGAAUUUCAAAACUCAGUCACUGGUGUUUCUUGAAUUGCUAGGGACUAAUGUUAAGCUUGACUCAGCGCUUACCCAUCUAUACUGCUUGUCUAUUUUUUUUUUUUUUUUUGAGUCUGCUUUCUGCAGGGGAGAGGCUGGGUUGGCCUGUCUCCUCCUGGUGGCUGUCACUGGCUGGUGCUAAGCCUGGCACACGGUGGCACGGAGAAACCCCAGACAAAGGCCGGCCCGCGAGCACAUACUCCUGGAGUUUCCUGGGUCCAGCAGACUGCUCUUCAGUCUCUUUCCCCCUGUUCUUCUGAAGCUUCCAAUAGCUUGAGGUGUUUGCUGCCGGCUCCUGUCGCUUUUGGAAGCAUCUUGUCUCUGAACUUUGGAAGAGGGAUCAAUCCUCACGAUCCCCAUUAAGAAUGUGUUAUGUAUGCGCUUUGCAGAUGCUACGCUUACAACUUACAGCUUGUUUCUUGAGCUGUGUCUACACUCAGCUCUUUUUGUGUACUUAUCUGCCAUUAGCCUCGUGGUGGUUUUUUUUUUUUUUUUUGAAUCUUUAUUUUUAUUAUUGUUGGGACAGGUGCCAUUUAAAUUGCCUCCUUGCUUCCCGUUUGCACCUAGCUGGGUCAAGUUGGGGAUUAAGCAAAUUCAUAUUCCAGUUAGCUGGAGUUUUUAAGGCUCCAGCCUUUGCCCAGAGAAGCAAGGAGGUCGGAAUGUAUUUUUUUAAGUGUUUGCACUAUUUAGAGUCAGUCCUAAGCCCCUCAUGUUCAGCUGUGCUGUGUAUCUACUGACCAAGCAGGAGAGCUGGCAGCACGUCCAACAUUUGAGAAUGGAAGAGACUUCUUCCCCAGCGGAUAAUCGCAACCUCAUAGCCCCUGUGCACCCUCUGUCACGGGACUCAGUGACUCACGGAUACAGCGUCAGCCGUGGCAGGAAUGCAUGGGACUGUGGCAUCUGCAGAAAUGAAUGUCCCUAGUGCUAUGUUCUUGCCUUUGGCUAUGAGAUUGUACGUUAUCUUUCCCCCUUUUCAGUGGCAAUAAAGGACCCUUGUUGGACUUCUUGUUUAAUUUGUAUAUUUAGUGUAAAUUACUUUAUUUGAAAGAAAACUCAAGACGCUGAAUGUGUAUGUCCGUGUGAGUGCUCUGUCCCUGUGGUUGUCAGAGGCAGUCGGACUUGACUGCCGACACCCGCACAACAUGCCGCAUACGAGAGGUCUUUGCCCUGGUGUUUUGCGCGUGGAUGUUGGGAACCGUACAUCUUGCAAAAGAACACUUGUCACAUGCUCGAUCAGCUACAGUGAUAGCUGAAGAAACAUUUCCUCAAAUGUAUCAUUAUAACAGGAAUCGUGUUCUAGUUUCCCAUCCUUUAAUUUUAAUAAAAGCCGAACUGUGCAAACCUU
Molecule: messenger RNA, 6724 nt
Organism: Lemur catta (Ring-tailed lemur)
Lineage: Eukaryota; Metazoa; Chordata; Mammalia; Primates; Lemuridae
Gene: KLHL3
Product: kelch like family member 3
Exons: 15
Coding region: 328-2133 (601 amino acids)
Biological process (GO): monoatomic ion homeostasis; renal sodium ion absorption; protein K48-linked ubiquitination
Cellular component (GO): cytosol
Molecular function (GO): protein binding
Source: RefSeq, a predicted model, not a curated record